CACGCACACACCCGUCACCUCCCUCGCAUUCCUCUCUUCCUCCUCUUCUCUCUCUCUCUCGCAGAUCUCUCUGCCUCCAAUGACCACGGCGUCGGCGAAGACCAGCGCGUAGCGGCCGCCCCUCUGGUAUCCCGGAACCUGGAUGGCGUCCCCCACGGCGCCGCUCGGCGGCUCGACCCCGUCGGGUCGCGUGCUCGGCCCGGCGCUGGACCGCAUCAUCAAAAACGCGGCGUGGCGGAAGCACUCGGCCCUCGUCGCCGCGGCGAAGACGGCGCUCGACCUCCUAUCCUCCUCGUCCUACCCUCCGCACGACCCUACCUCGCCGCACCCUUCGCCGCUCCUCGGCCUGCCCGCCGCCGCCGCCGCCGCCUCACUGCACGCGCUGAUCCUCGCCCUCGAGUCCGCGUCCCCCAAGGUCGCCGACCCGGCGCUCGACUGCGUCGCCAAGCUCCUCUACCACCGCCUCCUCCUCGGCGACCUCGGUGCAGCCAGCGACGACUCCCCUCCUUCCAAGCUCCUCACCGCCGUCCUCUCAUGCGGCGCCCUUAACGACGAUGCCAUGGAGCUCUCUACCCUCCGCGUACUCGUCGCUGCCGCAAGAUGCCCCUCAAUCACUAUCCGUGGCGAGGGCCUCGGCCAGGUUCUCAAGACCUGUUAUAAUAUAUACCUCAGCAGCAGCAGCAGUGCCAACCAGCUCUGUGCGAAGCUGGCACUUGCGCAGGUGCUGGUGAUCGUAUUUGCGCGCGUUGAGGUGGACCUCAUGGAUGUGCGCGUGCAGACAGUAUCGAUCACGGAUAUGAUGGAUGUGUCUGAUCGCAGCCUGAAUGACUCCAGCAUCGUGCAUGUGGCACAGGGGUUUAUAAAUGACGCGAUGGAGGGGAGUGACGUGCCGGAGCCAGGGACUCCAGUGGGGAUGGCUGACGGGGAUGUGAAUGAGGACAAGGGGAUGAGCAAGAUCAGGGAGGAUGGGUUGGCGUUGUUCAAGAAUCUGUGCAAGCUGUCAAUGAAGUUCUCAACACCAGAUAACCCUGAGGACCAGGUGCUGUUGCGAGGGAAGGUGUUGUCUCUCGAGUUGCUCAAGAUGGUCGUCGACAAUGCUGGGGCAUUCUGGAGAACGGAUGAAAAGUACCUUGGAGCAAUCAAGCAGUAUCUUUGUCUGUCCUUGUUGAAGAACAGUGCCUUGUCAGCCAUGAGUAUUUUCCAGCUUUUGUGCUCCAUAUUUGUGGGUUUGCUGUCAAGGUUUAGAUCUGGGCUGAAAGAGGAAAUUGGAAUAUUUUUUCCGAUGCUUAUCCUAAGGGUUCUUGAGAAUGUCCAUCAACCUAGCUUUCUGCAGAAAAUGACGGUUCUAAAUUUGUUGGAGAAGAUCUGCAAAGAGUCUCAGGUUCUUAUUGAUAUCUUUGUGAACUAUGAUUGUGAUGUUGAUGCACCAAAUAUUUUUGAAAGGAUUGUCAAUGGACUUCUAAAAACUGCUCUAGGAGUUACUCCUGGAUCUACAACAACGUUAACCCCAGCCCAAGACCAAACAUUUCGGAUUGAAUCAGUCAAGUGCCUUGCAACCAUACUAAAAUCGAUUGGUUCAUGGAUGGACCAACAGUUAAAAAUUGGUGAUUUUUCACCCAAACUUUCUGAAGUUUCUUUAAAUUCGUUGGACAAUCCUAACAUCUUUAUUGGAGAAGAUGGGAGUGGAAUUGAUUAUGAACUGCAAUCUGAAUCUUAUAUCCCAGACCUAUCUGGUGCUUCCUCACUUGAACAGCGCCGUGCUUAUAAAAUAGAACUUCAGAAAGGAAUUUCCUUGUUUAACAGAAAACCUUCAAAGGGUAUUGAUUUUCUCACUAAAAGCAAGAAGAUAGGUCAUUCUCCAGAAGAUGUCGCUUCUUUCUUGAGAAACACUUCUGGUUUAAAUGCAUCAAUGAUUGGGGACUAUUUGGGCGAAAGAGAUGAAUUUCCUAUCAAAGUUAUGCAUGCAUAUGUUGAUGCACUGAAUUUCGAAGGUAUGGACUUCGGUGAAGCCAUUAGGCAUUAUUUGCGUGGUUUCAGGUUGCCUGGGGAAGCACAGAAAAUUGAUCGGGUCAUGGAAAAGUUUGCUGAACGAUACUGCAAAUGCAACCCAAAUUCUUUUACAAGUGCAGAUACUGCGUAUGUUCUUGCAUAUUCUGUAAUUAUGCUCAAUACUGAUGCUCACAAUAUGAUGGUCAAGGAUAAGAUGUCUAAAUCUGAUUUCAUUCGAAACAACCGAGGAAUUGAUGAUGGGAAGGACUUGCCUGAAGCUUAUCUGAGUACACUGUAUGACCAAAUUGUCAACAAUGAGAUCAAAAUGAGUGCUGAUUCAUCAGUUCCACAGAACAAGCAACCUAGUAGUGUAAUUAAGCUCUUGGGCCUAGACAAUAUUAUCAACCUUGUCAACUGGAAACAGGCUGAAGACAAAGCACUUGGAGCAAAUGAUUUGCUCAUCAAGAAUAUACAAGAAAAAUUCAAAGCAAAGAGUGGGAAAUCAGAAACUGUAUUUUAUGUUAUUACCGACACAACCAUUUUAAGAUUCAUGAUGGAGGUUUGUUGGGCCCCUAUGAUGGCUGCAUUCAGCAUGACACUUGACCAAUGUGAUGAUAAGGCUGCCACAUCACAGUGUUUGCAGGGAUUCAGAUCCGCAGUGCAUGUCACCUCCGUAAUGUGCAUGCAGACGCAAAGAGAUGCCUUUGUGACAUCUGUAGCCAAGUUCACAUACCUUCAUUGUGUUGCAGACAUGAAACAAAAGAAUGUGGAUGCUGUGAAGGCUAUAAUAUCCAUCGCAAUUGAAGAUGGCGAUUAUCUGCAGGAAGCUUGGGAGCAUGUGCUAACAUGUCUUUCCCGGUUUGAGCAUUUACAUCUUCUUGGAGAAGGAGCACCUACUGAUGCUUCAUUUUUGACAGCACCUAUGAUUGAGUCAGAAGAAAAAACACAGAAAUCAAGUACCACUACAGCUUCAAAACGAACUAAUGCUCUUCAGAAUCCAGCUGUAAUGGCUGCUGUUAGAGGCGGUUCUUAUGACAGCACAACAGCAAAAAAUAAUGCCUCGCCGCUAGUCACUUCUGAUCAGAUUAAUAAUUUCAUAUCAAACGUAAAUCUGUUAGACCAAAUUGGCAUUUUUGAGCUGAAUCAUAUAUUUGCUCAUAGCCAAAGAUUAAAUAGUAAUGCGAUUGUUGCUUUUGUGGAAGCUCUUUGCAAGGUCUCAAUCACAGAGCUGCAGUCACCUACAGAUCCUCGUAUCUUCUGCCUAACAAAGAUAGUGGAGAUUGCGCAUUACAAUAUGAACCGCAUACGUUUGGUGUGGUCUCGUAUUUGGAAAGUUCUAUCAGACUUCUUUGUGUCUGUUGGAUUAUCAGAAAAUCUUUCUGUUGCAAUAUUUGUCAUGGACUCUUUGAGGCAGCUAGCUAUGAAAUUUCUUGAAAGAGAGGAACUGGCAAAUUAUAAUUUCCAGAAUGAAUUCCUGCGACCUUUUGCAGUCGUUAUGCAGAAGAGCAAUGCUUCAGAAGUACGAGAACUUGUAGUUCGAUGCGUCUCCCAAAUGGUUUUGAGUCGUGUUAACAAUAUAAAAUCUGGAUGGAAAAGUGUUUUCACGGUGUUUACUGCAGCUGCCGCUGAUGAUCGAAAAAGUAUUGUUCUGCUGGCAUUUGAAACUAUGGAAAAGAUUGUUCGGGACUAUUUUCCAUACAUAACUGAGACUGAAACCACAACAUUCACCGAUUGUGUUAAAUGUCUCAUUACAUUCACAAGUAGUAAAUUUAGCAGCGAUGCCAGUCUCAAUGCUAUUGCAUUUCUUCGGUUCUGCGCUGUGAAACUUGCCGAGGAAGGAUUUGUUUGUCAUGAAAAGGAUGCCGAUCAUCAACCAAAUAGUAUAGAUUCUUCAGACGGGAAUGCCAUAGUGCACAAGGAUGAUCAUGUUUACUUCUGGGUUCCUUUGCUUGCUGGUCUAGCUAGAUUGACAACUGACACACGACCAACUAUCAGAAAAGGUGCAGUAGAAGUACUCUUUGAUAUUUUGAAGGAUCAUGGGCAACUCUUCUCGCAAUCCUUCUGGACCAAUAUCUUUGAAUCUGUUAUUUAUCCUCUAUUUAGCAGUGAAAUCUGUACACCCAAUGGCCAGAGUAAUAGCACCGAGGAUGAGUCUUGGAAUUUUGAAACUAAAACAGUGGCUGUGAAGUGUUUAGUGGAUUUGUAUGUUACAUUUUUUGAUGUGAUGCGGCCAGAACUCUCUAGAGUUACUUCUGUUGUUACCAAUUUUAUCAAAAGUCCUUAUAAACAAAAUGCUAGCACGGGUAUGUCUGUUUUUCAGCGUCUAACAGAUGGACUUGCAAGCAAACUCUCCAAGGAAGAAUGGAAAGAGAUCUUGUUGUGUUUUAAAGAAUCAGCAGCAGAUACGUUUGUUGUGUUUGACAAAAUAAUUAAGAUGAUGCUAGAUAUUCAAAUUCCAGAAAAAAAUGAAUCUUACUCUGAAGCAGGGCAAUAUUCAGAUCAUGAUAUAUACAAUGAGGACGAAGAAGAAGCUAAUAUGGAAACAUCAUCUUAUGCUAUUGUCAAGAUGAAGAAUCAUAUGGCUCUGCAACUCUUAAUUGUUCAGGGAAUUAUUAAAUUGUAUGAGACACACCGAAGAUCUUUUUGUGCUGAGCAUAUGGGUAUAAUGUUGGAGAUGUUAUCAGUCAUUACGUCUCAUGCAAGUGAAGUGAGCUCUGAAUCUGGUUUGCACAUGAAAUUCCACAAGGCAUGCUCCCUUCUGGAGAUAUCUGAGCCAGCAGUCAUCCACUUUGAAAAUGAGUCUUACCAGAGCUACCUCAGACUUCUGCAAGCUUUGCUUCACGACAAUCCAUCUUUGUCACAAUACAUGAAUAUUGAGAAGCAAAUUAUGCUUGUUUCUGUGAAAAUACUACGGACGUAUCUGAACUGUGCAGGUCACGGACCACCUAAGGAUGCUUCUCAUAGAGAUUCAGUUGUACAUUGGGCGCUGCCUUUGGGCUCUGCUAAGAAAGAGGAACUCUCUGCUAGAACAUCGUUGGUCCUUCAUGUAAUGCGUUUACUGAGUGGCCUAGAGAGGGAAUGCUUUAGGAGAAAUUUGCCACUCCUUUUCCCCUUAUUAGCUAAUCUGAUUCGCUGUGAGCAUAGCUCUGGAGAGGUUCAAGUUGCACUGUAUGAUAUCUUUCAGUCAUCAAUAGGCCCUAUAAUAUCAGUAUAGGAUAUACCAUUUGUCCAAAAAUUGUACAAUUUUGUCACUCCAUCGUGGUAAGGUAGCUUGAUUGGUGGUGGUUACAUAGGAAUAUGUGAUAAAAAAGAAAAAAAUUACUGCUUGACAUGGCUGUCAUGGGUUGAAACCUGUUCCUCCGGAGUUCUGGUGUUGAAGCAUCAUGUAACAUCAACCCAGAUGCCUGGAGGGAGGUCAUUUGAGGGGCAUUUGCCCUUCUUUCCUAACAUUAAUUUCAAUUCCUGGGUUCUCGCUGACAUCGCUGGCACUGAAGUCUGAUGAAAUCGGAACAAAGUAUUUCAACAGCUAUGUGGUGCUACAAGGGAGUGGCUGCUCACCAGUGACCAAAAUUUUGGGAUGUGUCAUUUUUCCCCCUUGUGGUAAUAAUCUUGUAUAGUGUUUCCUUUUGAACCGAGACUACAAUAAAGAGUCUCUCAUCUAUCAUGUUAAUUCUUGUUCCCUAUCUUUCUGCUCUCUUUGGAACGCUCUUAUUGUAUCUAUAUGGCUAUGGGUUUUAAAUUUUAAUUCCUAACUGCAAUCGUUGAAUGACA
Molecule: messenger RNA, 5760 nt
Organism: Brachypodium distachyon (stiff brome)
Lineage: Eukaryota; Viridiplantae; Streptophyta; Magnoliopsida; Poales; Poaceae
Product: brefeldin A-inhibited guanine nucleotide-exchange protein 1
Exons: 12
Coding region: 143-5203 (1686 amino acids)
Biological process (GO): regulation of ARF protein signal transduction
Cellular component (GO): trans-Golgi network
Molecular function (GO): guanyl-nucleotide exchange factor activity
Source: RefSeq, a predicted model, not a curated record